AUGAGUUUGUAUGAUGUUCUAAGGAUUCCAAAGAAUGGAACCAAGGACGAUGUGGAGCAUGCGUAUCGUCUCCUAGCAAGACAGUACUUCCGGAAUCAAGAAGCGAUCGACCAAACCGGAUUUGCAGAGAUAAAUAAAGCAUACACCAUAUUGAAGGAUGAACACAAGAGAAGUUUCUACAACAUGUUUGGAGAUUUGUCUAUCCAACUUCUGCUCCAAAGCAAGGACUCGUACAUAAUCACAAGAAUAUUUGAUAGAUUCAAUGUUUUGAUGUAUUUUUUUGCGAGUAUAAUGAUUGAAAUAGCGCUAUUUGUACUACCGUUUCUAGUUGCGCAUGAAAUAAGUGUGAGUGUCUAUAUGAGUAUUCCUUUAGGAAUUGCAACUGUAGCAAUCAUUGUUUCUGCGAUUAGAUCGAUUGCAUCGCUUUCUAAAGUAUAUGGAUUUGGCAAUGAACUCAAAAACGUAGUAUGUCGUUCAAUAACUUUUGUUCUUGUUAUUGCGGUGUAUUUCAAUUACAUGCUGUAUGCAGAUGGUGCUGUGAAGAGCUUGGCUAUACCUAUAUGCAUUUUUGUUGGAUUACAAGGAUUAGUUGUGCUGAAUUCAAUACUUUCUUGGAAAUUAUCAGGACAAACAGAAGACUUUAACAAAAAGAAAAUACUUAUAGAUAGAAUUUGGAAAUUAGUGAUGUUUGCUACGCUUGUUACACAUGUUGUUCCAUCAUUUAUCAAGCCUCUUUUGUUUUUAGAAGGGAUUUGGAACCAUAUCAAUAGAAAAUAUUCGGUGUUUGUGAAUGCAUGUGUAACUCUCCCAUCCAUAUUUUAUAUAAGCACAUUUUCAUUGAUAUUGGCAGGCUUUAAAAGCGCUGUGAUAUAUAUACCGCUGGGGAUAUUCAUGACAUUGAUUAUUGGAACAAAUGGAUUUAUAAUAGCUACGAUUGUAAAUAUAAAUCCAAAGAGCAAAUACAAUAGCAAUAUAUCUGGAUCUCUUCCAUAUUAUGAGGUUUGA
Ordospora colligata OC4 is the source of this 1005-nucleotide messenger RNA. RefSeq lists its product as uncharacterized. The record is from RefSeq and is a predicted model, not a curated record. Lineage: Eukaryota; Fungi; Microsporidia; Ordosporidae. The transcript has a single exon. Bases 1 to 1005 code for a protein of 334 amino acids.